Molecule: messenger RNA, 219 nt
Organism: Racocetra persica
Lineage: Eukaryota; Fungi; Glomeromycota; Glomeromycetes; Diversisporales; Gigasporaceae
Source: the annotation of a GenBank genome assembly
AUGAAACAUUCUUAUGAAUGGAUUAAUGAUGAUGAAUACGAUGAACAGAAUUUGGAUUUUGAUAUAAUAUUUGAUAAUCCACAUCCACAUCUCAUUCGUUUGUAUAAUGACUUUAAUAAUUGUUGUGACGACGAAUAUUCUAAUGAGAAUCGGAAUAAGCAGAAUCAGAAAAUAUAUGCCAAAAAGUCUCGAAAAGUUACUAUCGAAUCAAAGUUCUGA